AUGCUGCCCGAGGGCACCGGCCACGCACGCGCCGCUUCGAACCCCUCUGCGGACGCGGCGGCGGUGCUGGGAGGCGCGCCGCCGGCAAGGCUUCCCGAGGGCGACGCGGCUCUGCUCCCUCUCGGCUGGGGCCAGCGGCUGGAUGUCGGGACGCGCGGGACGGUCUUUGUCGACCGGCACGGCUCGCACACCGCCCUCGACCCGCGCUCGGAGCGGCGGGCCGCCCUCAAGGCUCGAGGGUGGAGUCCCGCAGCCCGCGACGCGGCUGCCGACCAGCUGAGCCUGCUCAGCACGCAGGCGCACGCGCUGGCGUCGGCGGGGAGCGAGCUGCGCCGGUGCAUCUCGGCGCUGCUCGAGUGCGAGCUCAUGCUCCCUCCUCCCGCCAACGGAGCGAGGCCCGACGCGGACGCCGCAGAGGGCGUCGCUGCGAGGCAGCGGCUGCUAGCGGCGGUUGCGAGGCGGCUGCUAGCGUCUCCUGACGCGGCGGCGGCGGCGGCGCCUGCCGCCGAGGCGGGGACGUCUUCUCGCGCGGGAGGCGCCCGGCUGCGCAGCGGAGGAGGCGGAGGCGGCGGAGGAGGAGGAGGCGGAGGUGUGACGCUGCUUCGGACGUAUAGCGCUCAGUACGACCCGAGCAGCUGGGACCGGAUCGAGACGGUCGGCUUCCCGUUCCUCCGCGCUCGCAGCGUGCCGGGCCGCGGCACGCUCGGCCUCGCCCCACCCCCGCCCGUCCCUGCCGACGGCCUGCUGCCGGCGCUCGGCCUGCCGCCGGCCGCGCUGCUGGAGCUCGCCCCGCAGCUCACGCCGCAGCAGGCGGCCGCGGCGAUGCUGGCGUCUUGCGCCGCCUUCGCUGCGCCGCUCGAGCCUUUCUUCACCGCUGCCGCUGCCGCUGCCGCCACCGCUGCCGCUACCGCUGAGGCGGAGGGCGCGGCGCGCGGCGUGUGCGGCCCGCUGCGAUCAAGCGCCGACGUGCGUGCGCUCGUGAGCUCUCUCUGCGUGAUGGGAGGAGGCGGAGGCGGAGGCGGAGGCAGCGGCGGAGGAGGGGGGGGAGGAGGAGGGGGAGGAGGGGGCGGGGGCGGGGGAGGGGGCGGCGGCGCGUCGCCUCUGCUCUUCUCGCCGCUCUCGCUCGAUUGCGACCCCGCCUCGCUCCGCACAUUGGUCACCGUCUGUCUCCAGCUCUGCUCGCCCCUCGUCCGGCCGCCGCCGCCGCCCUCCCUCGACGCCACCCUCGCCGCCGACGCAGAGGAAGGCGGCGGCGGCGAGGGCGGUGGAGGCGGCGGUGGUGAGGGCGGUGGCAGUGGCGGUGGUGGUAGCGCCGCGCUGUACCCGCUCGGAGCUGCGCUGAGUGCGCUGCGGCUGCUGACGGUCCAUCUUCUGGCGCUGCGGCACGCUGGCGCACUGACUGCUCGCGAGGCGCGCGACUGCUUGCUGCGUCGAGCGCAAGCGGCGCCGGAGGCUGCGAGCGGGCGCAGUCUGUUGCGCUCUGGCAGCCGCGUCCCGGCCUCCUACCCGGUGGGGCGGGGCGGCGGUGACUCGGCUGGUGGCGGCGGCGGAGCUACAGGCGAGGGGUCGCAGACGCUGCGGCGGCUGCGCGGCCCGUUGCUCGCUCUGGUCGCGGCGGAGGCUGUGCCGGCUUCGGCUGCGGCCGGCGGGGCGCGGGGAGAGGCGGUGUGGCGUGCAGUGCAGCGCGAGGCCGUCUGCGUCCUCUUUGCUGGCCACGAACUCUUCUUCUCGCGCCGCACCGAGCUCGCCCAGCUGCUCCUCUCCGCCUCCGCCACCCUCCGCGUUUUGCCCGCCGCCGCCGCCGCCGCCGCCGCCGCCGCCGCCGCCGACGCCAACGACGCGGUGUCGCUGCUGCACGGCGGUCUGAUGCAGCUCGCCGCCGUCGCGCCGCGUUGCUCCGAGCUGCUAGUGCCGCUGCCCGCCGAGCUGGCUCCGCUCGAUGGUUUGCCAGACGACGAGGAGGAGGACGAGGGCGGCGCAGAAGACGGGUCGCUGCUCUUGGGGCACGAGGGCGACGUGUCGACGAUAGAGCCGCAGGCGGAGCUCCUCGUCGCCGCUGUCGACGCCGUCGUCGUCGCCGCGCGCGCCGCGGUGGCGGGGGAAGCCGCUCCAGAGGGGGCGCCGGCGGCGCUCGCCCUUCUCUCCGCGUCGCUCACCGAGCUGUCUGUGCGCGUGAAUUUGGUCGCCGCCUCGCCUUCCGGCGCGGACGCGGCGGGCAGGGCGAUGGUGGCGGGGGGGGCGGAGGAGGUGGCGUGGGCGGAGGAGGAGGAGGACAACCUGAGCGAGCUCUCCGAGGUAGCAGAGGCGAUGGAGGAGGAGGCGGGCGGCGGCGGCGGCGAGCUCUUCCCGCCCCCUCCCUCGGGCGGGGCCCAAGGCCUCGGCGGGGCGGGGAGGCGGCAGCGCAGGCGGCCCGGCGGCGACAGCGGGCGCGGCACCUCGCCAAUCGACCGCCCCGCCGCGUCGGCGCUGCUACGCACUGCCGUCGCGCUGCUCUCCGAGGCGCGCGCGCUGUGCGACGCGACGCGCGCCGCCGGAGCCGACCCGCACACUGCCUUGCGCGGCACCUUCCUCUCGGUGCUGCUGCCUCCGCUGCUGGACUGCCUGCUGGUGGCGGCGCCGCGGCUCAAGUGGGCGGCGGCGCUCGCGCCCUCCCUCUGCGACCUCUCGCACUCGCUCGAGGAGCUCCGACUCGCCGCCGCCGCAGAGGGGAGGACGCCGGCCGCCGGUCGCGCGGCCGCGAGCAGCUCGCGCGCUGAGCGGGGGAGCAGCGAAGAUAGCGGCGCGGGGGCGGCCCCGGCGGCGGCGCCGACCGUGGUGGAGUCUGCGCAUCCGCUGCCGCGGUUGGAUGGCGGCGGGGGAGGAGGCGGCGGCGGCGUAGGCGCAGGAGGCGGUGGCGGAGGAGGCGGCGGUGGCGCGUCGCUCCGACGGCGCAUCGAGGCUGCAAUCUACGGGGGCCCUGCCCGCGACUCUGCGGCGCUCGAGCGACGCGCGGCCCGCAUGGAGUCGGAGGGCAACGGCGCCGCCGCCUACUCGCUGUACAUGGCCAUCUACGCCGCGUCGCGCCGGGCGACGGCUCUCCUCUCUGCUGCCCGCGUCAAGCUGCGCCAGCUCGGCGACCCGGCCGUCGCCGCCGCCGCCGUGCGGGAGAUGGUCGAGGCGCACAGCGGGCCGCUGCAGGAGGAGGUCGGCGCCGAGGCGCGCAGCUUGCUCGCCGAGGCAGCAGCCGCCGCGACCGAGCGGCGCGGGCGGCGGAUCCUUCUUUGCGGUCCGGCGGGGCGGUGGCCGAGGCGCGACGUCGUCAUCGAAGGAGGCGCUUGCACCCUGCUCUACCUCCGCCGCGGCGACGCGGAGGCGGCGGCGGCGACGGCGGCCGUGCGGGCGCCGCGCGGUGCGGAGGAGCCGGCUGCGGCGGAGCCGGAGGCGGCGGCGGCGGAGGCGGCGGCCGUGGAGGUAGAGGCGGAGGCGAAGGGUGGCGGGGAGGAGGUAGAGGCGGAGGCGGCAGAGGCCGAGGACGAGGCGGCGGAGGACGACGCCGGCGCGGGAGGCGAGGGGGGGGCGCGGGCUGGCGAGGACGGCGGCGGCGGCGGCGCGAGGCCUCUGAUCGCCCGUGCGGCGAGCGAGGCGGAGGGGCGCGCGGAGCGGGGGGGCGGCGCCCCGCCACUGCUCGAGGAGAAGGGGGAGGCGUCGUCGCCGCUGCUGCUGCACGCGGUUGCGGAGGACGCGUCGCCGCAUCCGCAGCGCCAUCGUGCGGGCGGGUCCUCGGAGGCGGGCGACGUGUCGGGGGCGGCGGCGGGCGGCGUUGCGGCCGAGGGCACCGACGCACCCGGCAACUUGCGACUGACCUUGGCCGCGGGCGGCGCGGCGGAGGCGGCGCGCCGGCCUGACGUGUACGGGUGGCGGCUCGAGGUGAGGGCGGUCGAGCCCCGAGGGGGAGGUGGCGGCGGAGGAUCUCCAGUGCCGCGCCUCUCGCUCGCUGUCUCGAACCUCCUCGCUCGGUAUGGCGCGAUGCUUGCGCUGGCGCAGCCUCCAUCCGCCGCCGAGCUGCGCCACGCGAGGUGGCUGCACGGCUCCCGUCUCUUCCCCGCCGCGGCGUGCGACGACCCGCGCGCGCGCGCCCCGCUGGGACCGCACCGGACCUCGUCGGGCGAGCGAGGAGGCUCCGAGCAGCGCGGCUCCACGGCUGAGCUCGAGGCGCUGCUGGCGCCACCGCCUCCGCCGCCGCCGCACGGGGCCGCCGCCGAGGCCGCCGCCGCCGCUGCGGCGGCAGCCGAGGGCGUCGAGCGGCGUGUGGUCGCGUCGCUGGUGGCUGGCGAGGGCCAGGCGGUGGAGUUGCUGUCACGGCUACACGGCGGCGACAGCGUGCGCCACGCGGGUGAGUGGGUUGGCGUCGCCUCCUCCGCUCCGGCGGCGCGCGCGCUGCGCACGCUCUUUGCGUGGCUCCUCAUCGCGCGAGGCGGCGUCGCGGAGGCCGCUGCCGCCGCCGAGUCGCUGUCGGCGGCGCAGGCGGCGGCGCAGGUGGCUGCGCGCGAGGGCGGCGGCGCGGAGGGGGAGGUGCCCGCUGUGGUUCUGAUCCCAGUGCCGGUGGACGGAGGGGCGGGGGGGCUGGGCGGCAAGGGCGACGGCGACAAGGGCAACGGCGGCGACGGCGGCGGCGGCGAGGGCGACGGCGCGGACUCAAAAGCCGAGGGGGUGGAGGAGAUUGCGGCGGAGAUCACCGCGGCGGCACAGCUGCAGGAAGAGGAGGUGGCGGAGGUGGCGGAGGUGGCGGAGGUGGCGGAGGUGGCGGAGGUGGCGGAGGUGGAGGUGGGAGGGUCGGAGGCUGGGACAGGUGGUGAGCCAGAGCCAGUGGAGGAGGAGGAUGCAGCGGGCGGGGCGGCAGCUGGGGCGGUCGAGGUGACGGAGGCGGAGGUGGCGGCGGAGGCGGCGGAGGCGGCGGAGGCGGCGGAGGCGGCGGAGGCUGAGGUGGCGGCGGAGGCGGCGGAGGCGGAGGCGGAGGUGGCGGCGGAGGCGGCGGCGGAGGCGGCGGAGGCGGCGGCGGCGGCGGCGGAGGCGGCGGCGGCGGCGGCGGAGGCGGAGGCGGAGGUGGCGGCGGAGGCGGCGGAGGCGGAGGCGGAGGCGGAGGCGGAGGUGGCGGCGGAGGCGGCGGAGGCGGAGGCGGAGGUGCAGGGCGGGGUGGAGAGGUCGGAGGGUGCGGUGGAGGCGGCGGCGGAGGCGGCGGCGACUGGCCGCUUGUCCGUCGAGACGGAGGUGCAAGAUGAGCUUUCAAAGGCGGUCGAGGCGCUCGCCGCGGUAUGGUCAGAGGCGCGGCUGCUGUGGGAGGCGCGGCUGCUGUGGGAGGCGGCGCUCGCAGAGCACACCAAGCAGGGGGCGGACGCGAGCGGCGGUGCCGACGGCACUCGCCGCAGGCACGCUUCCCGCGGCAGCGCGAGGCCACAGAUGCUCCCCCUCGCCGCGCGGUCGCCGUCGGUCGCAUCGGCCGGCCUCGCCUCCUCCUCCUCCAAGUUUGCGGCGGCGUUGGCCGGCGGGGCGGCCCCGGAGGACGCCGACUCGGGCUUGCCUGCAGAUUGCGCCGAGGUGCUUCAGUGGGUUCGCUCGCGCGUGUCGGCGCGAGAGAUGCGACACUGCCUCGCCGCCCGCGCGGCGCGCGGCGCGACGCGUGCCCUCGGCUUGCGGCUGUGUGGCAGGGCGCUGCGUGUGUACGGCGCCCACCCGGCGGCCGCGGCGCGUGUGCUGAGCGCGCUGCGGGAGGCGUGGGAGGUUGCGGCGGCCGAGGCAACGGAGAGCGCCGGCCGCACCGCCAGCAGGCAGGGUUGGUCGGCGUGCACCACUCCGGCCCUGGUGGAGGCGCACGAGAGGCUCCUCAGCGCGGUGGUGCUGCACCUUGCCGCCGAGCCAGACAGUGCGACGCCGCAGCAGACAGCGCGGCUGGCGAUGUGCGCGCUGCAGGCCGCGCCGGCCGACGCCACCCCGCUCGCCCUCCGGUGCGGAGUGCUGCGGCGGCUGCAGGCGCUCGCUGCCGGCGGCGGCGGAGCGGGCGAGGGCGGCGGCGGAGACGCGGCGAUGCUCAGCGGAGGCCUGGCCGCCGGCCGCCGCAGCGCCGGCGGAGCGACCGGAGAGGGGGGCCUUCCCGUCGCGCUGCUUCGCCAGGUCGGCUCCGAGCUGCUGCUGCCGCUCGCCCCGCUGCCGCGGCCUCUCCCCACGCUCUGGCGGCCGGCGGCGGCGUGGCGCACUGUGAGCGACGGCUGCGUCGCGCUGCUGCGCCGCCUCCUGGCGUCGGGGGAGCCGUGGCGGACCGAGGUGCUGCGUGCGGCGGCGGCGGCGCUGGCGGCGUUGCCGCCGAUCCUCCCGUCGAUACCGGGGGGCGGCGGCGGAGGCGGCGGCGGAGGCGGCGGCGGCGGCGGCGGCGGCGGCGGCGGCGGCGGCGGCUCCUCCGCCGCUUUCCCUUGGAGGGCCGCCUCCGAGGCGCUCGGCGCGAUCUGCGUGCUUGGAGGGCACACUUGGGUUGCGCAUGCGGGCGCGCGCGUCUCCGUCGGCACUGCGAAGGGGGCCCGCAGAGGCACGCUGAUUGGCGCGGAGCCGGGCGCGGGCGGCGCGUCGUCGGCGGACACGCACCUGGUCCGGCUCGACGGCGACGCGUGGCGUGACUUGACGACCGCCGCGGCAGGCUCGGUGCGGGUCCACCCCCUAGCAGCCCUCGCGCCGACCGCGCUCUUCCCCGCCGCCUCCGACGCGGGCGGCCGGCCGGCCCAUCCUCCCUCCACGGCCGGCGCCGCCGACGCCGCCGACGAGGCCCGCGCCGCGCUGCUGGGCGUGUACAAGGCGCUGCUCCCGCCGGCCGCCGCCGCCACGCCCGCGGGGUCGCUGCUGCGGUGCCGCGCCCUCCUCUCCCUCUCGUGGCUCUGCGGCGCCGCGGACGGCGCCCGCGCGGCCACCGCGGCCGGGCUGGUCCCCCUCCUCGUCGCCGACGCCACCCGCUCCUCGCCCGACCGGACGCCGCUCUCGCGCGACGAGUGGGAGGCGGCGUACGCGCUGUCGCAGAACGUGGCAGAGCUCGGGAUCGACGCAUCGCCAGCUGUGUUCCUCAUGCCGCCGCCGGCCGGGCGCGACGCUCAGCCCGACGCCCCGCGCGGCUCGAUCACCCUCUCCGUGACCUGGCCGGCGGGCGGUGCUCCGGUGGCGCCCGGCCAGUCGGUGCUCGUGCAGGACCAGGCGGGGCGGCGCUUCCGCACCGUGCUGCCUCAGGGGAUCCGGCCGGGCCAGUCCUUCCGCGUGGAGGUGCCCCGCCCCGCGCCGAGCAAGAGCAGCGGCCUCCCUUCCGGCGCCGCCGGCGCCGCCGCCCGCAUCGGCGAGUUUGUGCCGGCCGCGAACCUGGCCGCCAUGGACUAUGGGUACGAGGCCGCCGCCACCGCCGCCGCCGCCUCCGCCGCCGUCCGCGCGGGCGGCGGCGGCGGAAGCAGCCCGCAGCCGCUGCAGUCCGGCAGCCCCUCCGGCGGGGGGGCGUUUGCAUCGCACGUGGCUGGCGCGGGCGGCGGCGAGGCGCGGCAGCUCGGCGAGGGCGAGGCGCCUCGCGCGCCGGCGCAUCUGCCGCCGCUGUCGGCGCUCGAGCUGGUCGCCGGCUCGCCCCUCCGCCUGCCGGGCGGGGAGGUCGGGCUGGUGGUGGCGGUGGACGCGCCCGCCGAAGGCGUCGCCGACGAGGCGGAGGCGGGGUACGGCACGGCGGUCACGCUGCUCACAAAGUGCGAGGCGAGCGACGCGCCGCUGCUGCUGCGCGCGUCUGCCGCGGAGCUGUCGGUGCCUGAGGCGGCUGCCACGGCGUGGCUCGCCCCGGCGUCGGGCGACGGCGGCGGUGUGCCGCUCUCAGCGGCGACCCUCUGCCGGCGGGCGGUGAUGCCGCUGCAGCUCGGCCUCGCGCGGCUCGCGAUGCGGCAGGCGACGCUGCUGCUUCUCUCGCGCCCGCCGGCUCCCGCCGCGUCGGACGGCGGCGAGGAGGGGAGCGACCCGAUGUCGGUCGCCGUCGCCUCUGUCGCCUCGGACCCGCCGCAGCUGCUCGCGCUGCUCAAGCUCGCGCACGCCGCCGGCGGGCACGCCGGCGGCGGCGGCGGCGGCGGCGGCGGCGGCGGCGGCGGCGGCGGCGGCGGCGCCGACAAGCCGCGCGGUGCGCUCGCAUCGCUCGGGCCGCUCCUCGGGCGGGCUCCGGCGCAGUUCACCUGCCUGCUGCGCGACGACGCGCUCGCCGAUCUGCGGCGCGGGCUCUCCGCCGCCGUCUCACUCUCCG
Messenger RNA from Emiliania huxleyi CCMP1516, 8275 nucleotides. RefSeq lists its product as hypothetical. Lineage: Eukaryota; Haptophyta; Isochrysidales; Noelaerhabdaceae. The transcript has 17 exons. The record is from RefSeq and is a predicted model, not a curated record. The annotation marks the transcript as partial.